Messenger RNA from Orbilia oligospora ATCC 24927, 1086 nucleotides. RefSeq lists its product as uncharacterized. Gene Ontology annotation, cellular component: spliceosomal complex. The record is from RefSeq and is a predicted model, not a curated record. NCBI's taxonomy places the organism in Eukaryota, Fungi, Ascomycota, Orbiliomycetes, Orbiliales, Orbiliaceae. The transcript has 3 exons. Bases 1 to 1086 code for a protein of 361 amino acids. Gene Ontology annotation, biological process: mRNA splicing, via spliceosome.
AUGGAGCUGGACUCUGCUCAGCCGCCGGCAGAUCCCUUUGCGCAUACCUUCAAAGCAAGAAAAAACCGGCCCAGCCGCCAGAUCAGGAAUCGUGACGAAGGGAAGGACACUACAGCUGAGGUGAAAGGUUCAGAUACACCACAGCCGACUGAAAGGGAUGGCGGGGAUGCUAUAAUCGCAGAGCUGUCGAAAGAAGACGAUAUUAUGGAAGAAGACGGGUCGUCGAUAUCUGUCGCUGAAAUCAAGCGCCUACGAAAGCAAGCAAAAUCCAAGAAAAUAGGAUUAGACUUCACAGUAGACAAGAGGGCUAAGACACCAACCGCUGAGGAAGAAGAGGCGAUGGCAGAGAAAGACGCCGUCGAUAAAGAGGUCAAUGCUGUCGUCAACCGCUUCACAGGCCAAACCGGCGCUAUUGUCGACGUUAAUGAGCACAUGAUGAAGUAUAUCGAAUCAGAACUCGUCAAGCGUAGGAUGACCGAUGCAUCACAACCUAUCCCCACAAGCGAUGAUAGCGACACCGACAUUAAACGAGUUUAUCCCGCCCCGCUCACAUCCACAAAAAUAUCCGAGCGAAGAAUUGGGAAGUGGCCUAUCAGGCCAGAUUUUCGUGGUGCAACCCUAGGCAAAUUACAAGAGAUUGAUCUCGGUGCUGAGAGCACACGCAAGAAUGUUGAGAGGACUGAGGAAGCAAAGAGGCGUAUCGAAGCUGGCGAGGCGUUCAAGGAGCCGGAGCCGGAGGAUCCAAAGAAGAAGAAACGAGGCAAGAGAAGAAGAAAUAGUAUGGAUAUCGAAAGAGAUAAAUUGGUCGAGGAGGUUUUGAAAGAGUCGAGAUUGGAUAUCUAUGAAGAGCCAGAUCCUGCAACCAAUAAGGCACAAACAGAAGAGGAUGAUUAUGCCGCAGACGACAGGAUUGCAGAGCAAUUUAGACGGGAAUUCAUGGACGCGCUCAAUGCGAGAAGAAGGGGCAGAACAAAUAACAACAAGAAGAAGGAUGAUCCGAAGCGCCCGAGAGGUCCGAAGCUCGGAGGAAGUAGGGCUGCAAGAGCUGCUAUGCGAGAGAGUGAAAGGGCGGCGGGGAAACGAUAG